AUGAACCAGCAAUGUAAAGUGUGCGGGGAGCCUGCUGCCGGUUUUCAUUUCGGUGCAUUCACGUGCGAGGGAUGUAAGUCCUUCUUCGGGCGGACAUACAACAACUUAUCAUCGAUAUCGGAAUGCAAGAAUAAUGGAGAGUGCGUCAUCAACAAGAAAAAUAGAACCGCCUGCAAAGCAUGCCGCUUACGGAAAUGUUUGCUCGUCGGGAUGUCCAAGUCCGGUUCGAGAUAUGGAAGAAGAUCUAAUUGGUUUAAAAUCCACUGCCUGCUUCAAGAACAGCAGCAACAGCAUAUACAACAAAUGCAGACGAGUAAAUCACCUCCUACAUUUAAUUCGAACAUCAAUCCGUCAUUCUUACCUACGAACCUGCUCCCAGCCGCCGCAUUGGCAGAAUAUUACAAGAGUUCAGAAAAGAUACCCUUUAGCGAAGAAGUAACGAGACAAAGCGUCUCACCAUCCGACUCCGGAGCUUCAUCAGCGGAUCCUGAAGAUGAUAACAGCUCGAGGAGUACCAGCGGGUUAAGUAUUUUUAGACCAGCGUCAUCUCCAUGUAGUGAAAAAGAUGUACGAUUGCAGGCGCUUAGGAAUCAAAGUAAAGAAUUUCGGAGAAAAAAGCCUUCUACGCUGCCACCUUCUCCUUUUAGUACAGCUUCGGCUACACCGAGCUAUCCUUCUAGAGGUACAUCUUUUCUACCUUUACCGACCGCAAUACAGAACUUUAGGUCAAUUCCCCCUGGGGUUCCUGCGUGGCCGACGCGCAAUGGUGGUGAUCUCUUGCUCCAUUCCCCUGCCGUAGCCGGCGUAGCUAUAGAACAGGAUCAGCCGAUAGAUUUAUCUAUAAAAUCCACUGCAGUACUCUUCAGAAGUCCGAAGCGGGAUGAAGUCAGCGAUUCUGAACCAGAAUUAAGUAUUGAUUUAAAUGAAGAUAACGGUAAAGACAUUAUGAAGAAUCCUCUUGAUUUAAGUCUUGUACCGAAACGGACAGAAGAAGUUCCAAUGACUGGAUGAGAAUAGAAUUUCUUUUGAGGAUCACAAGGAAACAUACCUUUUUAUAUUUUAUUAAAAUUAUUCCUAAUUAGAUAAACAUUUAAAAUGACUAUCGAAUAUUCUGCCAUACAGUAUUUAGUGAUACGUACAUUUUCUCUUCUACAUUACCUGAUCUUGCUACCAUUAUGUUUAUAUUGCUAUAACUAUGCUUUCUAUCUUUUGAAAUAAUAGAAUUAUAUAUUUUAUUAAACUAUUGUAUUAUAAAACUUUGAACAUAAAACUAUAUACUUAGUAUAAAUGAAAGCGGUUGUAUCAUAAAUCUGAGAGAGUAAUUGUAAAUAUAAUUUGAAUGUUAAUGAUAAAUACAUAAUAGAGUUAUGUACGAAGUGUUAUGUACAAUGUGCCAGUGUUAGUGCCAGUUUAUGUAAAAUGCCAGUGUUAGUUAUAUAUAAACAAUUAUAUUAUAUAAUGGGAUGAACGGCCAGUCGAAUCGUGAAGCUCAAAAUUAUGAAAUGUACAAAUAAAUUUAAGAUAAAUUGUAUAUUUUUGAUUUGAUGCAAGUUAUCUAAGUAUUUAUUUUAGUAUUUAGGCCAGUUUUCUGAGUCAUAUUAAUUGAUUAAGCAACAUUUAGUAUAAUUUGUCAAUAUUUUAAUAUAAUUAGUCGAUUUAUGUUUGAAUUUUUUGUCUCGCAUGUUAAUAUCGUUAUUUGUUUCGUUUUUUUUUAGAUGUUUUGAUAAUUUGAUACAUUCCCUUAUGCCAUUUAAUGAUGUUAAUUUUUAAUUUAAUAUUUACUAUAUACUUAUUUGCUUAGACCUUUUCUAUAUCUAAAAUAGGAUUUCAUUUGUCAUAAUAUUUUUAGUUACCAAAUGUGAAAUACAAAAGUGCAAUUAGCAAAUUAUAACAGGGCCGACAAAAUACGUACUUAAUGUUUGAUAUACACUGACCGAAGUUUGCAGACGACCGCUAAAUGUGCUAUCGAAUUUGCGUUGACUGCUUAAAUCUAUUCGUGUAUGUCAGCUCUAAAAGAAUAUAAAAUUUACAGAAAAAUAUGAGAACAUGAAUACGCAAAAGAAAUAGGUCUGAUGUCUUUUCUGUCAUACCAAAAGUACCCUUCCUAUAGAUGUCCCGUCUUAUAGUAAAAUCCUUGUUGAAAAUAGUCGCGCUCCUCCAGCGAGUUUAGUUUUUGGUCAAGUUUAGUUGUGAUUUCACGAUUACAACUACACUCAUCAACUAAUUAUCAACUAAAAUAUUUUUCAGAAUUAAAAACACUAAAAAGAAGUUAAAGGUUUAGAAGGCUGUUUAUUCAAACAUACUAAACUUUAAUUAUAAUUAAAUUAGAUACAAAAACAAUCAUACAUAACUAAUCUACAUGAUGAUAAAAAAUCCAUUUUAGUCCGUGUCGUGAAUUUGCAGAUCAUAGAAUCCAAACAGAGGUCACAAAAAGAGACUUAAGAUUUAUAAUUGGUGACUAAUUGUCAUUUAAGACUUUAAAUAAUUGUGUAUUUUAAUAUGAACUUGUAGUAAAAUUGUUUAAAGAGAUGAAGUCAAGUCAAUAUUGAAAAUGAUGGCUAAAUAAAUGUUAACUCUAAUACAUUCCUAAGUUUACAAGUUACUUAAAUAAUUGG
Messenger RNA from Papilio xuthus (Asian swallowtail), 2615 nucleotides. RefSeq names its product protein embryonic gonad. Gene Ontology annotation, molecular function: zinc ion binding; sequence-specific DNA binding; DNA-binding transcription factor activity. The record is from RefSeq and is a predicted model, not a curated record. The transcript is spliced from 2 exons. Bases 1 to 1011 code for a protein of 336 amino acids. Gene Ontology annotation, biological process: regulation of DNA-templated transcription. Lineage: Eukaryota; Metazoa; Arthropoda; Insecta; Lepidoptera; Papilionidae.